GAACACAUUUUUCGUCGGGAUCACUUUCACUGGCAUCAAGAAGCUUUGAACACUGGCCAGUACUGGCGCCAGACUAAUUACUGUUCCAUGCGGAGACAGCUUUCUAAAGUCUGUUUUUCUGCCAACCUCCAAAUCAAUUCCCUACGUCGACUCGUUCAUACAUCUCCCCGCUGCUCCUCCGCAAUAACCCUUCCGCUUCAUAUUGUCCAUGAUGCGUAUUCCGGCGCAAGCACUACCACUGCUUCACAAGGGAGUUCCAAGGAUUUUGUCAAGCAGGAAAAGCUUUCUGCUCUUAUGGAUGUCCUCUCGCGCGAGACACGGAGUUAUUCGAGCGUAUGGUCAUGCUAUGUCGAUUUCAUGAGCUACGCAGGCUACGAUAUACUUCCUCUCGAAGUUCAUCAAGCGGUUCUUCGCCAUUGCGUCCCAAGCUCAGCAGUCCUGAGGUCUUGGACAGCGCGUCGCAUGCAAGCAGGCCAAGCCCCUCGCGUCCCUCACCUUUAUGAGACCCGCCUUAAGAACGUCAUGCGUAAUAUCCGAGCUGCAGGCGCAGAAGCCACUCUUCAGGACUAUCAUGUCAUUUUGGAGCAGUUCGCUGCCGUCGGUCACUAUACCGGUGCAAUGCAAGUAUUCACCGAGCUCACGCACGUCUGCAAACUGGAACCUACGUCGAAAACAUUUGGUCUAUGCCUCAAGGCAAUCGCACACCGCUUGUCUCUGCCAAUAUAUAAGACGCAGCGUGCGGACUUAGUUGCUGACGCGAGCAAGCUUUGCCGGAAGUUGCUCAAGGACAUGUCAGCUCGGGAUAUCCCUUCCACGCAUUUCAACCUUGACUUGGUGAUGCGUAUCUUGAAGGAGGUUCUAGAUCAGGAGGGUUUCUAUCAGCUCAUGAAAUUGGGCUAUGGUAUAGACCUGGAUUAUCCAGACCACCCUCCAUUACAAGGCUCCAGUACCCUGUCACCUUUUUCUACCACCGCUCUCAAUACCACCCUUGACAUGCUCGGCCGUCUCGGCAAUGUAGCCAAGCUCGUCCAAACUUUCGAGGUCCUCACCCAACCCCUUCCCCCACAAGCCAGCCGACACUAUUCCCAAGAGUUUGAUGAUGAAGAUGACUUCGGAAUCGCAAACCCCGCAUCAACCGAACCACACCGGACUCCCUACGCCCAACCCAAUACCACUUCAUACAAUCUCUUGCUGAAGCAUAUAUCGCGCGCAGGUCACGCUACCUUUGCACGACAUUACCUCUACCAAGCUGUGCGCCUCGAUCGCCAGGUCGACCGUCUUCUACGGAGUCAGCUGUAUCGUGACCCCCAUAGGACACCUGCGCCGCACUUCGCUUUGAAUCGGGGCACUAUCAUAUCUGUCUUUGGAGAGGCUAACAGAGACAAGAAUAUGGAGCUGAUGCGAUGGGUCGGAUGGGUAGCGAGGCAGACCAUACGGAGGAAGAAAAAUGAUAUUGCAUGGUACUCUGAGCUACGCGACAGCCUCCCACCUCCUUCACAACCGGCUUCCUCUAGUUCUCGCAGUGCCCCGCCAGCAGACGUCUCAACAGCUCUGGACGUUGAUCUCGAUUCCCCUUCCACGCCCCCAGAUUCUCGUCCACCGGAGAAACUCUUUGAUAUAUACCUUCACCUAGAGAUCCUCCAGAAAAAUCUAGACGAACUCGUGACAUGGUAUGAGAACCACUAUGAAGUCGCGCUCGUCCGGGCGACACAGCGAGUGAAGGAGCGACUUGGCAGGCGGGUGUGGGCUGGGAAGAAUAUUUAUUUGCUCAGCGAGAAUGCUCGGUUGACGGUGCCAAGGAACGCAUGGACGAGGAUAGUGAACUUCAAAGCAGGAAAGACAAGGGCUUCAGGGGAACAGGGUGGUCGGGUUUUGCGGAACGGAUGGGUUGCAGGAUAUAAAGGGCUCAGAGCGCCCAGGCCCCAGCCCCUGCAGUUCUUCGACCCGUCAUCGAUAGGCUGAUCCGACCAAGUUCUAAACCCGAUGCCGCCAUUUGUUCGUUGUAUAC
Molecule: messenger RNA, 2008 nt
Organism: Suillus paluster
Lineage: Eukaryota; Fungi; Basidiomycota; Agaricomycetes; Boletales; Suillaceae
Exons: 2
Coding region: 88-1962 (624 amino acids)
Source: RefSeq, a predicted model, not a curated record